GGCGGGACGACAUGAUGCACCAAAGCAGUCGACACGAGGGGAUUUUACUGCCCAUUGGCACUGUCCAGGACCUCGCGUUGUUCUACGUUAUCCUGUGCUUUCAUGCAUUUGCUGACGUGCAAACGCCAUUCCCUGCAGCCUACGAUCGGAAUACGGCGGAAACGGACCCACACGCAGGUUGCUCAGAGAUCCAGUGUACUCUGUUUGCGCUUACUACAGCGUCGUUGGCACUGAAACCUAUGCUCGAGGCCCAGUGUCGCACCUUCGGCCAUCUUUGGACUGUCUGCGAAACGGGGACAAGGCGUAGACGGAUUCAUCGCAUAGACUGAUUCUGUGGCAUCAGACCGGCCUCUACCGUGGCUGCGCUCAUCGGAUUUGAGAGCACCCGAGUGUGUACACGGUGCGCUGUUGUCUGGGAGCUGCGCAUCACCGGUCGUUGACAGGCUCUGGUAACGCGUCUGUUAGCGACCUGAUCACUGUCCUUCGUGGAUGGUGGACUGCUGCAAGACGUCGAGCAGUCCUUGGUGUAGGACGAUGAGUCUCUAGAUCUGUAUCGGUGAGUUGUUUUGUGCAUCUGGUGGUCUGUCUCCUCAGCUCCAACGCCCCGCAGAUCAUGCCUUCUCCCAUCGAUGUGUCAUAGAUCCAGAGCAGACACGUUCAUCAUGAUGCCGAUCGGCGAGCGGCCGACCAAAC
This is a messenger RNA of Mycena citricolor, 693 nucleotides long. The record is from the annotation of a GenBank genome assembly. NCBI's taxonomy places the organism in Eukaryota, Fungi, Basidiomycota, Agaricomycetes, Agaricales, Mycenaceae.